AUGCAUGGACGCGGCUUAAGAUUAUCUUUAUGGUACUUAUGUAAUGUGGAACUCCCUGUCGACUUUGUAGUCCUUACAUACCUUCCUUCAGGAGCACAGAAUUUUUUCUCCAAGAGGUCCUUCCGGUCGAACCCGCUCAAGCGAACCAAGAGUGUCACCAAACUCGAGAGGAAGAAAGUCUUGGAGGCUGAUGGAUCGGUGAGGGGUCUAAGAACAUCACGCUCCCACGAGAGCCUGCUCAGCGGACAAAGUGCCAUGCAAUCACUGGACUUGAGCAGCGGUGGGGUGGAGAUCAAGCCAUUGCAUCCUUCUGUCCUCGGUCGGGAGCAUUGCUUCCAGGUGACCUUGCCGGCUGGGCAGCCUAGGUACUUCAGCUGCAGGACCGCUGAGGAAAGGGACAAAUGGGUACACAGCCUGGGCUGGCCAAUCACCAGCAGCCUAGCAAUGGCUGCUUCAGUCUCCUUCCCGCUGUUGGUCAAGCUGGUUGUGAACUUCUUCAGUAGGCGUGUACCUAAGCCGGUUGAGAAAGAGAGGCCUCAUAGUUGUUCUUGUGUUGAAGAUUGUUUGAGGAAAUCUGUACAACCCGAUCAAGAGCACCAAAGACGUACUGACAAUUCCCUCAAAAUAUGGAUUCUCGAAGCGAAAGGGAUUGCUAAUAAAAAGAGGUAUUUUUGCGAAUUGUGUUUAGACAAAACACUUUACGCAAGGACAUCAGGUAAACAGAAAAAUGACCUAUGCUUUUGGGGAGAACAGUUCGACUUCUUCAACCUUCCUACAGUAAACGUAAUCAACAUAAAUCUGUACAGGGAAGCAGAUAGGAAGAAGAAGAGAGAAAAGAAUGUUUUAAUUGGUUGUGUAAGUAUCCCAGUCCAUGAGGUAACAUCUCGCUACCUCACAGAGAAGUGGUAUCCAAUUGUGAGUGAGAAACCAACAAAAGAGUCGCCUGCCCUCAGGGUGAAAUGCAGAUUUCAGACAGUGGACAUACUCCCUGUCCAAGUUUAUCAGGAAUUCCUACAGUACCUGAAGAGCGACUAUAAGGGUAUUUGUGAAGUGCUGGAGCCAGUUAUUAGUGUAAAAGCUAAAGAAGACAUUGCCACUGCUCUUGUUCACGUGAUGCAGCGAGAAGGAUUAGCCAAGCAGUUCCUGGCGGACAUAGUUAUGAUGGACAUCGAUAGGAUAGAAGACGAACGACUAACAUUUAGGGGUAAUUCCCUUGCGACAAAGGCUAUGGAAGCCUACCUCAAACUAACAGGAGAAAGGUAUUUACACAGUACCUUGGGUGACCUUUUGACUUCCAUGCUGGCUUCAGGUAUCGACUGUGAGGUGGAUCCUCUCAAAGUCGGCAGUACUAUUGCACUGGCCAAACAACAAGCUAAUUUGCGAAAUACUGUCGAGACCACUUGGGCAAGAAUACUCUCAUCUCAUACAUCUUUUCCUUCAGAACUUCGUGAAUGUUUCUGCCUCAUGCGAGAGAGACUGGUAUCUUCUGGGAGACAGGACAUCUGCGAUAACCUUAUUUCUGCUUGCAUCUUCCUCAGGUUUCUCUGCCCUGCCAUCCUCUCUCCUAGUCUUUUCAACAUCACACAUGAAUACCCCAAUGAAAAGGCAGCAAGGAACUUGACCCUAGUUGCAAAGACUCUGCAAACUUUAGCAAAUUUUACCAAGUUUCAAGGAAAAGAAAAUUUUAUGGAAUUUAUGAAUGACUUUCUUGAAAGAGAAGCAUCAGCCAUGAAGGACUUUUUGAAUAUAAUAUCGAAUGAUUGUAUUAUAUUUAAGCAGAGUGCACCUCAGAAGGAGUUUUACAACCCCACUCCAGGAGGAGACUUUGAUGGUUACAUAGACUUGGGGAAACAGCUGUCAAUACUCCAUGCACUACUCCAAGAGUGCGUUGCAAAGGUAGCGCAACAAAGGCUCCAGGACGUCCAAGAACUGCACUAUAUUUUAGAGCGUGUGAGGCUUGCUCUUAGUCAGCCCUCUGGUCUUUUGCGCCAGGUCAGUGCUCCGGAACCGUCAACGAACUCUCCCUCCAGUGCUGCCUACCAAUCAUUACACAGGAACAUAUUCAGGUAUAAUGACCCUACUGCUGGAUCUCAGAGUGAAACGAAAUCUCCGACAGUUGGUCGUGCCUCAACACUGCCUAGGAACGCCUACCUACCCUCUGGCACUAGCCUCUCCAGUAACCCUGUUCCUGACUCUGAAGGGACGACGGUCUUCAACAGCCCAGCGAAGCAACAACCUGUAAAUUCCCUCUUAUAUUAUCUGACAAAACAGCGACCACCGGCAGGUGGUAGGCCCUGUGGUGGUGGCCUCAAUGGUCACGGUAUGGAUGACCUGUCCGACUGCGAGCUAGACCCGCAGCACAAAGGCAGCCAAGUGUCCAUCUCUACUCUCUCUAAUGUCGCUUCUUCAGGGUAUCAGAGUUUUGCUGCCUACAGUCAGAGUUCUAGUCCUGUUGAUCUAACAACAAAUGGAAACCAAGGAGCUCAGGGAGUAACAAAUAACAACCAGAACACAACAGCCAAUAACAAUAACAAUAACCUGACCGUAGCUACAUCAGGAGCUCUUGCAUUUGCCAAUCCAGUGUACCAGAGGAGGGUAACACGCAGCCCCUCGACUAGUUCAGAAGAACAGGCUGAUCAGGGACCAAGGCUGCCCAGGGCUACAGUCAAUGGCGCGUCAUCUCGACAAGUGUGGCGCUCCAAUGUCGCUACUAACAUACAAAUCAACCACCCACCAUCUAACAGGCAUUUCCCUAACAACAACCCACCUUCUUCAAUCGCAUCAGGUACUCCGAGGAGGAUGUCACUUGACUCAACAAGGGAUCUUUCAGACUCCUCAGAUGAAGAAACCUGUCGUGGACGGAGAACAAAACUGAAAAAUAAUCAUAACAACGACCAAGCCAUGCGGAAGCAGUACGAAUGGGAAAUCGAGAGGUUGCAAGCUAGCGUCGAGAUGUUGAAACUGAAGCUAGAAGCUGCUGAGCUGACUGCUGCUGUGGAAUCAACUGAGUCUGCUCCUCCUCCGCGUAGGGAUGAGUCUUCUUCUGACAACAUGAAAGGGAUUAUAUCCAGGCUGAUGGCUGUGGAGGAGGAACUGAGACGGGAGCAAAGGAAGAUGUCGGAUACUUUAAGCCAUAAGCAGCGGGUCAUCGAAGCGCAAGAGCACAGGAUAGCCGCCCUCGAUGCUACAAACAACAGGCUUUUAACCGCCCUCGCCCAGCUUAAGGAGCGCUACCAAGCCGCCGAGAGCUUGGCUUCCCCUUCCCAGCGGCUUCUCUCCAGUCUCACCGAGCUCCAAAGCUCUUCAUGUUGAGCAAUUUCUCUUCUUCAGUAUUUGUGUUACCUUACCUCCCUGUUUACUUAGAGUUGAAGAUAUAUUUUUAUCUUAGUAAUAGUAUGAGGCGCACAAUGCCUUCGUAGAGCUUAUACCUUAUCUAGGCUGUUUCAAGUUUGUUAAAGAAUUGCAAUUAAUAAUGGUGUUUACAAUCCAACAGUAUUUUUCUCAAUUAUGUAGCUAUAGUAAGUUUCUGACAUUGGACCAAUACUUUUUAAUAUGCUUUCAUUUGUCAUACCAGAAUAAUUAUUUUAUUAUGGAGCCAAUAAUUAAAAAAUUCUAGUCUCUAAUAUGUACAUCAGCUGUAUUAUUAAAAUACUGCAAACUACCCUUCUACAAUUUGUUUAGUUGAAACAUGGAACAUAUUUUAUUUAUUUUUUUUUUAUAUUUCAAUACAUAUAGUAAAAUAUCUAAAUAAUCUAUUAAAAAGGCACCAUUUGUGUUCAAAUUCUUCAACAUAUCUUGGGCAGUUUUUAAUUGUGAAUUUUAUUUAAAUUAGAUUUUGUUAAUAAAACUUAUUAAAUUGCAAGUGUGACCAAAAAUUGUCUUAUAAUAACGAGAUCUAUUUACAUUUGUCUUUUUCUUUUUUUUUAAAUAGCAGUAUUAAAACUUUACGUGAUAUAGAAUCAUAGAUUAUUUAUUAGUAUCUAAUUUUUCAAUGGAUCUGAUCCGUUUUGUGUCAGGAAUGGUGCACAAACCUAAUUGUUAAAUUAUCUUCGUUUUACAAUCAAAUUUAAGCAGUAGAUAUUAAGUAUAACUAUUUCUCUUUUUAUCUAUUAAGAUUUUAAUUUAUUACCAUGUGUAGUAUUUACAAGUUGUAGUUAGAAACUAAAAAGGAACUUGCUAGAUUGGUAACUGGUUUGAUUUUGGUGAAGUUCAAAGUUUAUUAGUAAGGUGACCAAUCACCUUUAAUCACCAAACUUUAGCAUUCUUGUUGGAUUUGUUAAUUAAAAACAACGGUGGAUUUGUUUUGUUAUAUUGACUCUUUGUUGUAUAUAGAUAACUUGUAACUGUAAAUGUAGUAUUGUUUUAUGUCAUUAACCAAUAUGCAUAUAUGUAUAUCCAUUCCCCAUUGUGUAAAAUUAAUGUUUUAUUUGUAUAUUUUUCAUUUUAAAAUAUCUUUAUUUUUCACCAAUGAACACUAGUUGUUUUUAUUUAUGUAUAUACGUAUAUAUAAAUGAUUAUUGUGUAUUAUUAUAAAACCAAAAAAGGAAAAAAAAAAAAAACCCUUGUACAUUUAAUUAUUAUUUAUGUUGUAUUAUUAAUAAUAUAUAUUCAUUCUAUUUCAUCUUUAAGAAAGUAGAAACCAAAGAUUAGCUUUUUUAUGUUAAAGAUUUAUGAAAUGCUAAGAAAAUAUUAUUUGCCUACCCUAUUGAGUACAAAUGAUCACUUCAAGCAGAAAAUUCGUUUUUCUCUUCUUUUUUUUUUUGUAAUUGUCAUUUAAAAUUAGUUUUAUGUACCGAUUAAAUAAAAACUAUGGCCAUAAUAAAUAUAUUUUUUAAUACCUUACUUAUUUUUAUUUUAUAUACCAUUUAUGGUGAAUUAGUAAAUUCAUAUUAUUAUAAAGCACAACUGAAAAAUUAAUAGUAAUGCAGCUAUGUUCCAUCAAUUAGUGAGUAAUUAAGGUUUAAAAUGAUUCUGUAGGAAUCCUUAAUAUUUCUGAACCAUUAGCUCGAUGCACAAACGAAAUAGAAAUCCAAAUUAUUGCAAUCACAUCUUAUUUAUUGCAAUAAAGAUUGCCAUGCAAGAGAAGAAUAAAAAGUAAUUAUAUAAAUUGAUUGCUUUCUCUGAUAAAGCAACUCUUAGUUAAAAAAAAAUUUUAAUUAAUAAUUAAAAAUUUUCCAACUUUUAUCAUCAUCUUGUUUAUUAUCAUUACACAAAAGUAGAAAAAUCAUUCAUUUUGGAGUUGUGCUUUCUAAUAAAACAGUAUUAUACAAAUGUGUCUAUACAUAAUUUGUUCUAAGAUUACUUAACUAGCUAGUGGUGUUGGUUAGAGACAAUGAGCAUUCAAUAGGAUCCCAGUAGAAACAGCGAGUAAAUUUUAUUGUUCUGAAUACUUAGUAUAUCGAUAAAAAAUACAAUGUGAAAAUAAGAGAGAGUCAUACUAGCUUCCACAACUCUCUAAACUCAAUGUUCAUUAUAAAGAAAUCGAACAAAAAAUAAUUACAUACAACAAUAAUAAAAAUAUGUUAAAUGGAUUAUUGGAUUAUAUAAAGUGCCACUUCUAGUUUGCCGAUUUUGAUGAAAAAGUUGUGGUAGCACUUCAGGCGUAUAGAAACCUUAAAUAAGCGAUAUCAGUUUUGUACAACUUUUAAUUUUUAAGCUACACUGUUCUCACACACACAUUCAUGGACCAUUUUGCGGGACUUGGUUAUGUGGACUCAGGAACUCAUUUAAAACAUGUAUUUUCAUUGAAAACUCAGAUUCAAAAAUUUUCAUAAUCACAACAUUUACCCUUAUUAUAUAGUACAUGUAUAGGUAAAUGGAAGUAAAGCUUAUGUAAAUUAAAAAAAUAAGACGUAAUGAGUAAAUGUAUGAAUAUUAACAAAUUAGUGGUAUGGAUAUGGAAAAGAAAGUAACAAGAAAAAAGGUAAAUGAGAAGAAAACUAAACUAAAAGAUAAAUAGAAGACCAACUUAUUGUCCUUAUGAAAGGCUCCAUAAGACAAGAUUUUACAGAAAAGAAACCAGUAGAACUAACUAGUGCAGUUUGCAACGGUUAACCGAAAUAGUGAACUAAAGCACAGAAUACAUUAGUAUGAAUCCUGAGGGAGAAUAAGAAUUACUUAGUUGGAAGGAAUUAGUAGAAGAGUUAUGUGUGAUCUGCAUACCAAAAGUCACAGAGGCACUUUCAUCAAAACACCGAAAUUAAUAGCCGCGUUUAAGAAAAAGAAGAAGAAUGUUUUGUAAUCAUUCGGAACUAAACAAUAAAUAAAAUUUAACAAUUAAUUAAUGGUCAUUAUAAAAGAAGGUACUUACCUAUUUAUAAAUUUUAUUUGCUAACUUUUGUUAAAUGUUUUAAUUUAAAUUUUUAAAAAAUAUAUUUUAUCAGUUAAGUACCUCUUUUAUUUGAGAGAUUUGAUUGAAAGUUUAUAUGAUCCGAAACACAUCUAAAAUAUAAAUUCUAUUUGCAUCAAAACCUCAAAUUUAAUUAUUUAAAUUAUGGAAGAAAGUUAGUCGACAGUUCUAUAUAUCAUGGGUGAUAAAUAUUCAGGACGCAGUACUCUAUACUUGGACACCCUCAGUGCUCAAACCACGCCCUGAAGAUGACCCACAUGUUUGGGUUGAAACGUUGGCAUAAAAAAAAAUUAAAUUAAAAAAAAAAAAAAGACUGCAUUCUGAAUAUUUAUCAGCCAUGAUAUCUAAAUUAUGCUGUCUGUCUUCUAUAAUUUAAUUUUUAUUUCUUUUGUAUCUAAAAUACUGAUAAUAUUUCAAGGACUAUUUAUUUAAGAUAUUUAUGAUGGUGUAUAAAUAUUUUAUUUUCCUUGAUUCGUCAAAAUGUGCCACCACGUGAUUUAAGUAGUUUCAGUACUUCAGUUCGUUGGUAUAAUUUUGCCAGGUAGGACGGAGUCCAACCAUCAUUAUCUUUGGCAUUGACAUUAGCACCAAAUUCCAAUAAUUGAAGAGAGGUAUCAUAGUGUCCAUUCAUAGCAGCAACAUGUAGAGGAGUCCAUCCAGCCCAGCUUAUUUCUUUUAUAAAACCUCCUCCAUGUUCAUAAAGCCAUUUGAUGGUUUCUGUUUGGCCGGAGAGUGCUGCCCUGUGAAAUGGUGUAUAACCAAACAAAUCUUUCCUUGAUAAGUCACCUCCCCAAGACACAAGCAUUUCCAGGAGUUCAAUAUUUCCUGAUGCUGCUGCCAGGUGUGUUGGAAAUUGGCCUUGUCUGUCAGUAAAAUCCAUUGAAGCCCCUUGUCUUAACAGUGAUCGGACCAAUGAUAAAUUCCCUUCUCUCAAAGCUAAAUGCAUAGGGUUUCUUCGCGAUCGCUUCUUGCUGAACACCUUUUUAUUUAAUUCUUCUGGUGGUGUCAUUAACCCUAUGAAACCCAAGAUCUUCUGAGUGUCAUCGGAAGCAGGCAU
Molecule: messenger RNA, 7406 nt
Organism: Nezara viridula (southern green stink bug)
Lineage: Eukaryota; Metazoa; Arthropoda; Insecta; Hemiptera; Pentatomidae
Source: the annotation of a GenBank genome assembly